UUGACAAGUAAAUUGACUUUACAGGUACGUUGUUGUUGGGAAUGAGCCAUUUCUUAUGAGUCAUGGACAACAUUUCCAGCCUUUUGUAGUCCGUACAGCAGAAAAUAUUCAAUGAGCAUUGGUUGAUGCAAAAUUAUCUAGCAAGAUCAAGGUGGUGGUACCUUGUAGCGCUGACACAUACCAGAAUGCUUCUACCCCGCUUUCAAAAGCUAGCUUCGGACCUGAUGUUAACAAGACCAUGGCUGAACUCCUGUCAUUUCUUGCAAACAAUAGUUCUCCAUUUAUGGUCGAGCUGAAUCCAGUUUUGAGCUUUCAACAGAACAAGAACCUGUCGUUGGACUAUCACCUUUUCCAACUAAUGUCACAUCCAGUAAAAGAUGGUAAAACAAGUAUGACAACUACUUUGAUGCAAGCUUAGAUGCUCUGGUUACUUCUCUAACCAAAGCUGGCUUCGGAGACAUGGACAUCAUUGUUGGGAGAGCAGGAUGGCCAACAGAUGCAGCUGUGAAUGCAACUCCUGCCAUUGCUCAAUCGUUCAUGACUGGCCUAGUCAAUCACCUGGCUAAAAAGUUCGGGACUCCACUUCGCCCAAAAGUGCCUCCAGUUGCGACGUAUCUCUUCAGCCUUUUAGAUGAAGAUCGAUGCAGUACAGCAAGCGGAGGUUAUGAAAGGCACAGUGGCAUUUUUACAUUUGAUGGACAGGCAAAGUACCAUGUUAACAUAGGUCAAGGUCCUAAAGCUCUCAAGAAUGGCCCUGAUGUGGACUACCUUCCAUCAAAAUGGUGUGUGGUAGACAACAACAAGGACUUGCCCAAUGUUUCUUCCAGUUUUUCUGCAGCGUGCUCCAAUGGCGACUGCACUGCUCUGUUGCCUGGUGGCUCCUGCUCUAGACUUGGCUGGCCUGGUAAUGUGUCGUAUGCAUUCAACAACUACUACCAGCAACAUGAUCAGAUCGAGGAAAGCUGCAACUUCAAUGGCCUGGGUUUGAUAACCACUGUUGAUCCAUCUGUAGACAGUUGCCCGUUUCCUCUUGCAAUUCGCACCUCUGCUGCUUCUUCCUUUCAUCCAACAUUGGCCAUGGCCAUGUUGCAAUUACUAGUUCUACACGUAGCUGCCUAGCUUUACAUAUGAUGUCUUUGAGGCUAAAUUGAGCCUUCAAGAUGUUUCUGUUGGCCUCCUGUUGUAUGUACUCUAGUGUCUUAGUGCACCAUCAAAUACUAAUAUUUCGAAAUGGUAUAAAAUCCGAUAUUUCACUUCUUAGAGGACUUAUAGCCCACAUGUGUUGGUAGAUUUAGUCGAAAUGUAAUGUGGUAUUUUAAGUUUGUCA
Molecule: messenger RNA, 1327 nt
Organism: Phragmites australis (common reed)
Lineage: Eukaryota; Viridiplantae; Streptophyta; Magnoliopsida; Poales; Poaceae
Product: glucan endo-1,3-beta-glucosidase 9-like
Exons: 1
Coding region: 460-1119 (219 amino acids)
Biological process (GO): carbohydrate metabolic process
Cellular component (GO): plasma membrane
Molecular function (GO): hydrolase activity, hydrolyzing O-glycosyl compounds
Source: RefSeq, a predicted model, not a curated record